This is a messenger RNA of Adineta ricciae, 981 nucleotides long. The record is from the annotation of a GenBank genome assembly. NCBI's taxonomy places the organism in Eukaryota, Metazoa, Rotifera, Eurotatoria, Adinetida, Adinetidae.
AUGGAAACUAACUGCACGAGCUCCACAUCUAUGGCUAAUUGUAUUUUGAAUGACAGUAUUGAUUAUCCUAAUUUAUCGAACGUGGGUUUAUCAUAUGUAUUUCAAUUCUGGUUUUUAUUACUAUGUGAAAUACCAUCUCUUAUUUGUUAUCUAACAGUUUUCAUUUACAUUUUGUGUGAAAAGAGACAACGUCGUGCUCUUUAUAAUCAUACCAUACUUGUUCUUCUAUCCGCUGCGUUUGUGAUGGUUGCUUUUGACUAUUCGUGGACAAUCGAUAGUUGUUAUCACAAUGGACAAGUUUGGUUAGCUCAACCAUUGUUUUGCGAAAUAUGGUGGAUGUUGGAUUACGGAUUUUUCAAUGCUUGCACGGUCAUUCUUGCAUGGUCAUCAUUUGAACGACAUAUUCUCAUUUUUCAUUCUUCUCUAUCAAACACUAGACGAAAACGAUUGAUAUUUCAUUAUUUUCCGCUGAUAUUCUUAGUCACGUACCUAGGAGUCUUCUACAUAUACGUAAUCUUCUUUGCGUCCUGUGAGAAUCAGUACGACUAUGGGUCUCCUGUGUGCGGAGCGUAUCCAUGUUACUUGGCAAUUCCAUUACUAGCAAUGUGGGAUUCUGUUGGUCAUGGUACUGUUCCUGCGUUUCUCAUAGUUAUUUUAAAUAUUGGUUUACUGUUGCGUGUUAUAUGGCAAAAACGUCACCAUCAUCGAAACUGGAGGAAAUUCCGAAAGAUGGCUUUGCAAUUACUUUCCAUAGCGUUUAUUUACAUUUUUGUUAAUUUUCCACCGUUGAUUAUCAAUAUUGUUCAGUUAAGUGGUUAUUCGGAUUGGGGAGCUCAAGUAUUCGUUUAUCUAUUCUUCUUCUCAACGUUGACGCAGUUCUUGUAUCCGUUUGCUUUUCUGAUCCAUUUACCUGGUGUCGGACUCUAUGUUAAGAAGUGCUUCAUCAGGGAACACCUACGUGUUGAGCCUGAUAGAACAUGA